Molecule: messenger RNA, 1839 nt
Organism: Uranotaenia lowii
Lineage: Eukaryota; Metazoa; Arthropoda; Insecta; Diptera; Culicidae
Gene: SmydA-5
Product: SET domain-containing protein SmydA-8
Exons: 3
Coding region: 125-1801 (558 amino acids)
Molecular function (GO): protein binding
Source: RefSeq, a predicted model, not a curated record
UCGGCUCGGAACAUUACCUUUUCUGCGGUAAAGAAAAACGUGGCGUUAUUCAAUCGAGUUAGAAUUUUCCCGGGAAAAUCCGUUCAAUUAACACCGCCUUUGAUUAAAGAGUUAAAGCUAGAAAAUGAGUAGUUGCGAGCUUUGCGGAAUUCCGUCGAGCCUCAAAUGUGGAGGCUGCAAAGCGGUCGUGUAUUGCAGCCCGGAUCAUCAGAAGAAGCACUGGAAGCAAAAACAUAAAAACGAAUGCAACAAACCUUAUGAGCUUUCACGAAGUGCGAAACUGGGCCGCUACUUCCAGGCCACCAGAACGAUCCCGAAAGGUACGGUCCUGUUCACGGAAGCCCCCCUAGUGAUUGGCCCCAAAUGGAACCUAGCCGAGUACGAACAGCGCUCGAUCAUGGUACCAUGCGUAGGUUGCUUCGCCGAUUGCCAGCUGGGUUUGUAUACUUGCCCAAGCUGCCGCUGGCCGGCCUGCAAACCCGACUGUCCCGGAUUGGAGAAUGCCAAUUUGCAUGGACUGGAAUGUGGCAUUCUGAGGAUUGGCGGAGGUCCGAAGAUGAAGGAUGAUACCGAGGCCUUUUUCGAUUACUAUCGGUAUGAUACGCUGCUGGCAUUGAAGUGUCUGGCUCUUCAAAUUAGGAACCGAGACAUGUUCGAUCAGUUGAUGCUACUCGAGAGUCACUACGAGGCUAGGAAGGGUACCGUGUAUUUUGAGGAAGCAGAUCAACGCACCGUCCAAUAUCUGAUCAAGAACUUUAUCACACCGUUGAAAAGGCUGGAGGAACAGCAGGGUAAAACAGUGCUCCCGAUCAGUGAUGCCAAAACACUGCACAAAAUUUGUGGAAUUCUGGAGGUCAACGCAAUGAUCAUUCCGCUUACCAAUGGACGGGAGAUUUGUGGACUUUAUCCUACCGGAUGUAUGAUGGAGCAUUGUUGUCUGCCAAAUUGUUUCUACACCUUUGACUGCACCAAAGGAAUGAAGCUGACAUUCAAAACUGGAAGAGAAAUUCAGAAGGGUGAACACUUGUCUACGACCUACACCCAUUCGCUUUGGGGAACUCAACAGAGGCGUGAGCAUCUUAAGGCCCAGAAAUAUUUCUCGUGCACCUGUGUCCGUUGCUCUGAUCCCACCGAAAUGGGAACCUACAUCAGUGGUCUACGUUGUGUUGGCAUUGAAGAAGGUGGUUGUGGAGGUAUCCAACUUCCGAUCGACCCCCUGAAGGACACGAGUGACUGGAAAUGUGACAAAUGUCCCGUUCAACUUGAGGUCGAUCAGGUUAACUUCCUGCUGUCAAAGAUCGGCGAAGAAGUCGAUUCCGUUAUGGAGCGUAAAUCAUCGGCCCGGGAAGUUGAAGAUUUGAUCUUCAAACUGUCGUCGUUCUUGCACCCAAAUCAUUAUCAUCUGCUAACGCUGAAGCAUUCGCUCAUCCAGCUAUACGGACAUCUCAAAGGUUACGACACUACCCAGCUAUCGGAUAGGCUUCUGGAUGAAAAAAUUACAACCUGUCGACAACUGACAAAAGUCAUCGACAUUCUGGAUCCGGACUCGUUCCGGCUUAGUUUGUACUCGGGUGUCAUCUUCUAUGAACAACAAACCGCCCUUUUGGAAAUCAAUGCUCGCAAGCUGAGAGCUGGCGUUUCGAAGGAGGACGCAGUGGUGGUCAAAAAUUACAACGAGGCGUUGCAUUGUCUGAUGAGAGGCAAACAGGUGUUGGCCAACGAGAUGGGAACCGAACAGGGCAAGAAACUGCGGGAGAAGAUUGUGGAGGCUACGACACGGGUUGAACAGAUGAUGGUUUGAGGAGACUAUUUCUUUGGAUUUAAUAAAGUUUUCGAUUG